CGGUCCCGUAUCGGAAUACCCUCGCGCAUUAUCAGUAUCUAACUAUCGAAGAAAACGUAAACAAACCGCUGUCAAUCUCUUUUUUAACAUGCCUGAAACUUGCUGUUGUGUACCAGAAUGCAGUAAUCGAGGUGGACAUGUGUUUCCCUCUGAUCAAUCAAGAAGAAAAAUUUGGAUCCAUGCAAUUAAACGCGGCGAAACCCGUUUUCAAAGUUGGGAACCUAAGACACAUGCUGUUGUAUGCAGGGCACACUUUAAAGCUGAUGACUACGUAACUGAAACUCAACACGGAACUACACCCCUGAGUAAAAGACUUAAGAAAAGUGCGGUCCCUAGUAUUUUUUCCUGGGUUGAGCCAAGUCCCCAUUCACAAGCCAGAUCUGAUAGAGCAAAGUCAAGGGGUAUCAAGCGAAAAUUAGCAGAGGAAUUUUCUUCCCAGUCAGAGGAUGUAAAAAUUAUAUAUGCAAGUGAUGAACUGCAAACAACCGAAGAAGUAGUUUUUGAUUCAACAAUUGUAACUGAAGCUUCAGAGAUACCCAAAGUUGAAACCAACCUUUAUUUUCAAAAUGUGGAGACCCAAACACCUAAACAUCCUCCAAUGAGCAUAGACAAUUUUACAAAUGAUGAUGCUGGUGUUCAUUUCUAUACUGGCCUGGAAACACUACGGAAAUUUUACUUUGUUUUGAGAACUCUAGGCCCAGCUGCCUAUUAUUUGAACUAUGUGUAUCAUCAAGUUUCAAACAUCAGUGUUCCUGAUCAGUUUUUCCUUGUGCUUUGUAAAUUACGCCGCCACACUACAAAUUUUGAACUGUCAAGACUUUUUGGCAUUUCUGAAAAAACGGUCUCAAAUAUAUUUUUUACCUGGAUUCUAUUUAUGAAUAAGUAAUGGCGUGAAAUUGAUUUGUGGCCUUCAAGACAUCUAGUUAAAUAUUUUUGCCCGUCAGAUUUUAAAAUAAAAUUUCCAAAUACAAGGGUAAUUAUUGAUGGUACUGAAUGUCCCAUUAAGAAACCAAAACUUCCUAAAUCUCAGCAAGCCACUUUUUCUACAUACAAAAACCGUAACACUGUGAAGGUUCUUGUUGGA
Messenger RNA from Saccostrea echinata, 1084 nucleotides. RefSeq names its product THAP domain-containing protein 5-like. The record is from RefSeq and is a predicted model, not a curated record. The transcript has 2 exons. Bases 89 to 886 code for a protein of 265 amino acids. Lineage: Eukaryota; Metazoa; Mollusca; Bivalvia; Ostreida; Ostreidae.